AUGCAUCCUGUGAAUCAGUCCCCGCCCAGCGGAGGCGGCGUCUCCGCGGCAUUUCUUCCCUCUAGCUCGGUGCCUCAGCUCCUCGCAUCUGCAUGCACUCGAGGAUCGCCGCCCGCGACCUCGGUGGAGCAGGAUCGAGCUGAGGCGCUGAGGGUGAAGCGCGAGCGACAGCGGGUGGCCUCGCGCAAGUAUCGACAGAGAAAGCGGGAGCAGCUGCAGGCCGUCGCAGCGAGCCAGAACGUGUCUCUCUUAGUAUCUUCCUCACUCGCUGCUUCUCCGUUUCCCCCCCAGUGCGCUGACCCCUCAACGCACUUUCACGGAGCUCCCGCAAACGCAGGACUCGACUCCGGACCCCCUUUCGCAGGUGUCGCAGGCAGCGAGUUUGCCCGCGGCCAGUGCUCGUUCUUCUCUGCGGGGCCACACGCCGUCGAGGGCGGAGACAGCGUGAGGCGUGGGCUCACUUUCGCGAGUCUUGGCGCCCCACAAAUGCCUCCCCCGCCCGUCCAGAUGUCUCCGCAGUUCCUCCCGGCGCAAGCGGCGACUGGUGCCGAGGCCGAGUGCAGCGGAGUCAACGCGCAUCAUGCGUCCCUGCCCCAGGACCCUGCGGACCCCGCCUCGAGCGCCCUCGGACCCAGCCCGCGACCGGCCAAGAAGUGGCGAACUUCUCAGAGUCCUGGUCUCGUGGCCGCGGGCCCGCUCGUUAGUCCACCUCCGUGUUCCGCGCCGUCUGCGCUUUCCUCUCCUGUCUCCGCGAGUGCGCACCUACCCUUCUCGCCUCUGGCCUCCUACGGCUCCAACGCUUUCGCACCUAACGCAUGUCCCCCGACUGCGCUCGUCGGCGAGUCUCCGACGCCGAGCGACUUGCCAAAAAAGGCUGGAGGCCCGCCGGGAACUGGGCCGCCGCCUGUCCCUGUUUUCCAGAAUGGCGCCUUGCUCACGAGUCUCUAUCCUGCGCCCUCGAGUCCCGCAGUCCUCAUCAACGGGAGCCCUUCCGUCUCUUCUCCGGGGCUUGGACCUGCGACCGCCUUGCGCCUCAGCGAGCAAGACGCGAGCCCUCAAGCAGACACAACUUCUAGUCUGGGGGGCUCUUCUGACCUUGCGACCUCGAGCCUCGCCGCCCCAGGUCUAGGGGGCAGUUUGCACGGGGGGCGAGCGUUGCCUUCUCCGUCCUCGGUGGUGCUCACCGGUGCCGGAGGCUCGCGUCCUGAGGUCGAGGCGUCUUUCUCCUCCGUGUCGGCCCCGCCAUGUCUGUCGCAGAUUUCAGCGGCCAGCGGGAUGGUCUUGGGCGACCUUCCGGGCGCAGGGCGAGGCGGCGGGUUCGCCGCCCCCGAAGCCGCGCGCAAGAGGGGAGGCUUGGACUCUGAGGGCCCGGGACUCGGUGUGGGCGGGAUACCCCAGGGCCCGGCGCUGGCUGUGGGCUAUCCGAGGGCCGCCGACGGGCACCGCGGCCUCGAGCUCGCGAGCGAGGAGGCACGCAGGGAGUCGGAAAGCGCCGAAGAGCUGGGGCGAACCGUGCUCCAGCGGCCCGGGAGUGGAGCCACGGGCGGCUGCUACGUUUUUCCAGCAUCUGUCGGGUUGCAUGCUGUCGCGAACGCGGCGCAGGGAUGCGGGCCUCUCGACCUUGCGGCCGUGACCUCGUCCCACAUGGACCCUGUCCACCACUUCCCUUUCCACGUGUCGCAUGCAAUGCAGAUGAGUCAUCCGCAUCUCCAGGCGUCUACUGAGGCUGUGAAUCUUUCAGAGGGUUCUGCUCUGCGGCCCAGCGACUCCGGAGCCGGGCCCCGACCUGACGAGCCUCCCCGCGGGUUUCCGUCCCUCCUGGAGUCGCCUCCUUGCCCGUACCCAAGAGAUUCAGAAGAAGGCUCAUCGCUGGUCUCGACCAGCGACAGCAGCGGCCUCGGCCGCGACUCAGAAGGACCGACUUUCUCUGCAGGACCGAGUCUUAACGUCGCCUUGCGAGAGGGCAGUGUGGAUGAGCAGCUGCGCGGCAGCCUUCCUUCGGCGUCGUCGCGGGCGGGCUCGAAUCAGGGGAGCGUGGGCAGACCGCGGCUUCCUCCCUGUUUCUCUGCGCCGCUGGCCGCUGGACUGCAGAGCGCCAACCUCCAGACCGCUUCUGUGAGCAGCCUGCCAAGCGACGCCGGCGCGGGUUCUGGAAGUCGACCGAGACUUGAGCCAGGGGCCUCUCUGCAUCCUGUCUCGCACGUUGCUCCGCCUCUGGCGCCUUCAGGUUUGCGGGCCUCGCCAAGCGACGCGGCGGGUUCUCAUGCAGUGCUCCCGACGUAUAUGGCGAUGUCUGAGGGUCGCCACUCCGUCCCAGCGUCUCCUCCCUCAUUUCCUGGGUUCUCUGGAGGGCGUGUAGGGCCCCCCGCGCCGCGGGGGGUGUCUCCGUCUGCUCCGACGGCGAGUUUGUCUCUGGGGGCGCAGGCAGCGUGCCUGGUCGCAGGCGCUGGCCUCGGUGGCGGAGCUUCGGGUGCAGGGGUGGGUGCGGGGCGUCGGUUGAACGAGCGAGGCGCAGUGUGGGGCUCGAGGCAGCUGGUCUUGAAGUUGAGAGAAGUUCACCGAUCUGCGGCGCACCUGACGAUGCAAACGAUGAAGGAAAUGGCCGCUCUCUGCGAGGAGGUGGUGCGGAAGGGCGAACGCGAAAAGUGGGCGCGACCGAUUCGCGGCGGCGCCGAACGGGAGGCCAGACGCGUGCGCCAGGGCCUCCUGAGAGAGGCGCAGCUCCUCGUCAGAGAAAGAGACGAGACGACAAGCGACAGACAAGACAACGCCGAGGAACUGUAG
Toxoplasma gondii ME49 is the source of this 2784-nucleotide messenger RNA. RefSeq lists its product as hypothetical. Bases 1 to 2784 code for a protein of 927 amino acids. The transcript has a single exon. Lineage: Eukaryota; Apicomplexa; Conoidasida; Eucoccidiorida; Sarcocystidae. The record is from RefSeq and is a predicted model, not a curated record.